Messenger RNA from Trypanosoma cruzi, 765 nucleotides. RefSeq lists its product as uncharacterized. The transcript has a single exon. The record is from RefSeq and is a predicted model, not a curated record. Lineage: Eukaryota; Euglenozoa; Kinetoplastea; Trypanosomatida; Trypanosomatidae. Bases 1 to 765 code for a protein of 254 amino acids.
AUGAGCAGAAAGCGAGAAAGGGAAGAGGGUGAUGAAAGAGAUGAAACCUGUCGCGUGUACCUUUCUUGCGGUGGCUGGAACACCUGUGUGCGAUUAUACAGGCCGAUAGCCUUUGAUAUGCUGGAUGAGGACAUGUUUCCUGGGCUUGUAUUCUUCUUUGCACCACGUGUAGUUGGUGUGAUAAAUGAAUGCCAUAUUCUCUCCCUUAGCGAAGUGAACCGACCGUGUGAUCACCUUAUUGGACAGCGACUAUGGCUUCCCUGCAAGUACCAUGGCCCUUUUCGAUGCUCUUGCCAUACAUUGGAGAAAAUUGCACGUGGGGUGCUUCAGUUGGAGCGAGAACUGUUGUUUUUCCCCAGGAAACUCACUGUUUUAAUGAAUAAUGCAGAAAAACAUGAAAAUGCGCCGUUUAUCCACAUCGACACAUUAAAUCGUACCGCCACUGUUUACCUAAGUGGCCUUCCUUUGCCAAAAAGUGUGUAUGGUUCGAUUUCAUUGCAUGUGAUGGACGACGAGCGUUCAAUAACUCGAGCGAUAGCGGCUGCAUUUAGCGACCGGGAUCAGUUAACAAAUGGGGGUACAAAAUGUGUACUUUGUGGGUUGACAACAAAUGGGAACUGUAGCGUUUGCAGGUGUUGGGUGUGCAAGGAAUGUGACGUUCUAUGCUGCCUCUGUGGGAAAAAUGCUUGUAAGGCGUGUGUUGUCGAUAAUGAAGAGAAUGCGAGAAACGGAGGAGUCUGUUGUUUCAAUUGCUAUUCUCUUUAG